AUGAGAUUCGGAACCGCUAUUGCCACACUGUGCCUAACGGCUUUUACAUCUGCAACUACAAACACAAGCUAUAUCAGCAAUGAUCAAGCACUAAAUGCGUUUAAUGACACUCACUUUUGUAAACUAGAUAGAAACGAUAAUGUUAGCCCCAGUUGUAAUGUGACUUUCAAUGAGCUGAACGCCAUAAACAAAAAUAUUAGAGAUGAUCUAUCGGGACUACUAAAGUCCGACUUCUUCAAAUACUUCCGACUAGAUCUGUACAAGCAAUGUUCCUUUUGGGACGCCAACGAUGGGCUGUGCCUAAAUCGCGCUUGUUCCGUUGACGUGGUAGAGGACUGGGACAAACUGCCUGAGUACUGGCAACCCGAGAUCUUGGGUAGCUUCAAUAACAACACAAUGAAGGAAGCAGAUGAUAACGACGAUGAAUGUAAAUUUCUCGAUCAGCUAUGCCAAACUGGGAAAAAACCUGUAAAUAUCGAGGAUACCAUUAAUUAUUGUGAUAUAAAUGAUUUCAAUGGGAAAGAUGCCGUUUUGAUUGAUUUGGCAGCGAAUCCAGAACGAUUCACAGGUUAUGGUGGCAAACAAGCUGGCCAAAUUUGGUCCACUAUCUACCAAGAUAACUGUUUCACGAUUGGUGAAACUGGUGAGUCGCUAGCGAAAGAUGCAUUUUAUAGGCUUGUAUCUGGAUUCCACGCCUCUAUUGGUACCCAUUUAUCAAAAGAAUAUCUAAACACAAAAACUGGUAAGUGGGAGCCAAAUUUGGAUCUGUUUAUGGCAAGAAUCGGGAAUUUCCCCGACAGAGUGACGAACAUGUAUUUCAAUUAUGCCGUCGUGGCCAAAGCUCUUUGGAAAAUUCAGCCCUACUUACCAGAAUUUUCAUUCUGUGAUUUGGUCAAUAAAGAAAUCAAGAACAAGAUGGAUAACGUUAUUUCUCAACUAGACACAAAUAUUUUCAACGAAGAUUUGGUUUUUGCGAACGACCUAAGUUUGACUCUAAAGGACGAAUUCAGAUCCCGUUUCAAGAAUGUCACAAAGAUUAUGGAUUGUGUGCAGUGCGACAGGUGUAGACUGUGGGGGAAAAUUCAAACCACCGGUUACGCCACUGCUUUGAAAAUCCUAUUUGAAAUCAAUGAUGCUGAUGAAUUCACCAAACAAGAUAUUGUUGGUAAACUAACCAAAUAUGAGUUGAUUGCUCUGUUACAGACUUUUGGUAGAUUAUCAGAAUCCAUUGAAUCUGUCAACAUGUUUGAAAAAAUGUACGGAAAAAGAUUGAACGGGACCGAAAACAGAUUAAGUUCUUUCUUUCAGAACAACUUUUUCAGCAUUUUGAAAAAGGCUGGCAAAUCCAUUCGUUAUACCAUAGAAAACAUCAACAAUACUAAACAAGAAAAGGAAGAAAAUGACAGUUCACAGGCACAUGCUUUUGACGAUUUGAAGGUACCUCAACCAAAAAGCGUUUCAAAGCCUGCCGCUGGUGUAGAAAAUAAAUGGAAAAAGGGCUGGAAUACUGAGAUUAACAAUGUUUUGGAAGCAUUCAAUUUUAUUUAUAGAAGCUACAUGGAUUUGCCUAGGAACAUAUGGAGACUAACUAUGACGAACGCUUACAAAUUCUGGAAUAAAUUCAUUGGUGUUGCCGAUUAUGUUAGCGAAGAAAUGCAAGAGCCAAUUUCUUAUAAGCUCGACAUAAAAUAA
Messenger RNA from Saccharomyces kudriavzevii IFO 1802, 1692 nucleotides. It is a transcript of the gene ERO1, whose product is annotated as ER oxidoreductin. The record is from RefSeq and is a predicted model, not a curated record. Bases 1 to 1692 code for a protein of 563 amino acids. Gene Ontology annotation, molecular function: protein-disulfide reductase activity; FAD binding; thiol oxidase activity. NCBI's taxonomy places the organism in Eukaryota, Fungi, Ascomycota, Saccharomycetes, Saccharomycetales, Saccharomycetaceae. The transcript has a single exon. Gene Ontology annotation, cellular component: endoplasmic reticulum membrane; endoplasmic reticulum. Gene Ontology annotation, biological process: protein folding in endoplasmic reticulum.